AUGGACACCACCAUCAUAACCACCGCCCUUUUUCGGAUAUCGAGCGACUUCUACGCGCUAGAUCAAGGACCAUGGCUAGUCACCGCGUAUCUGCUUGCUUAUAAUUCUUUCUUGAUGAUUACGGCAAAGCUGAGCGACGUCUGGGGCCUGCGAACAAUCCUGCUCGCCUUCAAUGGCUUUUUCCUCGUCUUCUCAAUGGCGUGCAGUGCCGCCCAAACGAUGAACCAACUAAUCAUUUUCCGGGCUCUACAAGGCAUUGGUGGUUCCGCACUCUACUCGCUCGUGUUCGUAGCUAUCAUAAAGCUGAUCGUACCAGACAAGAUAGCCUUCUACUCGGGCAUCAUCAGCUCUGUUUUUGCUCUAGCGAAUCUGUCCGGACCCCUCAUUGGAGGCGCCAUUUCUGAUCAUACAAAUUGGAGAUGGAUAUUCUGGCUCAAUGGACCAGUGAUUGGUAUCGCAAUGGCCAUAUUGCUCUUCAGCAUGCCCGGUCUGAAAGACGCUAAGUCCACCAAGGAGCGCCUCCGCGGCUUCGACGUAGUUGGAGGCAUACUCUCCGUUUGUUGGCCUGUUCCGCUUCUCUUCGCCCUUCAGGAAGCCGGCGUAUCCUACAGCUGGAACAGCCCAGUCAUCAUCGGUACACUUGUCGCAGCGUUUGUGCUGCUCAUCCUGUUCAUACUUUACGAGGCUUGGGCGUCUUAUAAGACCAAGCUCGACGUGAUUUUUCCAGCGCGAUUCGUCACCAAUCCUGCGCCAGCCUUGCUGCUCUUCAGUAUGUUUCUGCUCGGCAUGCCGUUCACGGUCAUGUUCAUUCAGUUACCGCAACGAUACCAAGGGGUAAAUUUUGCGAGCGCAGAGCGUGCAGGUAUUCUACUCUUGCCCGUAUCACUUCUUACACCUGUCGGCGCCAUGCUUGGCGGUUUGUUGAACAAGAGGAUCCCGGCGGAGUACAUUUUGUUGACUGGUACGGCGAUCGUCAGUGUAGGGACAGGACUGCUGAGUAGCUUGCCUAUUGAUGCUGGUAUCGCAGACUCAACAUAUGGGUACGAGAUCAUCACUGGCCUAGGACUUGGCCUUGCAAGCACUCCUUAUUACGUUAUGCUGUACACUAGUGUUGAAGAGAAAGAUGUGCCGAUAGGGACCGGUAUACUUAAUAUGCUACGAACGCUGGGCGGUGCCGUGGCUGUCGCCAUCUGCUCUGCCUUGCACAACUCAAUGCUGCAAGAUGACCUAUCAGUAUUCCUCAACCCAGAACAAAUCGCUGGUGUCAAAGCCUCAGGUUCCUUCAUCGCUCAGCUGCCGGAGGAAAGCCGCAUAGAGCUCGGCAGAGUGUUUGGAAGGAGCUACAACAAGCAGUUCAAAGUCGUACUGGCGUUUACGCUGCUGAACUUCUUUGUAGCGAUUGCACUGGCUGUCGUCAGGAAGAGAAAAGUCAUUUUCGGGAAGAUGCCGGUGAGGACACUGGAAAACGAAUUCACGAAAACGAAGGACGAACGCGAAGGCCAAGGGGUAGCAUUCAGGCAGGGCCAGGUGACGCAAGAUACCGAGCCUACUUCAGAUCAGCCAAAGUCGUAG
Messenger RNA from Didymosphaeria variabile, 1572 nucleotides. RefSeq lists its product as uncharacterized. The record is from RefSeq and is a predicted model, not a curated record. The transcript is spliced from 3 exons. NCBI's taxonomy places the organism in Eukaryota, Fungi, Ascomycota, Dothideomycetes, Pleosporales, Didymosphaeriaceae. The coding region runs from base 1 to 1572 and encodes 523 amino acids. Gene Ontology annotation, molecular function: transmembrane transporter activity. Gene Ontology annotation, biological process: transmembrane transport.